Salmo salar (Atlantic salmon) is the source of this 3678-nucleotide messenger RNA. RefSeq names its product solute carrier family 23 member 4 (gene slc23a4). The record is from RefSeq and is a predicted model, not a curated record. Lineage: Eukaryota; Metazoa; Chordata; Actinopteri; Salmoniformes; Salmonidae. Gene Ontology annotation, biological process: transmembrane transport. Gene Ontology annotation, cellular component: membrane. Gene Ontology annotation, molecular function: transmembrane transporter activity.
CUUUUGUCAACUCAACUGAGAGAGAAGUCACGCUGUUCAGUGUUCCCUCACUGCAUCUGCGCUCUCCAUAGCUCUACCUUCGCGCCCGCUCCAAGGCGUCCGCAUGGUCCUAAGCCACCCCCUGAACUUCGAGAACAAACACGCUCUCUUUUCUCUCCAAUUUGAGCAAGAUUGACAGCGCUCUAAAUAAAUGAGGAUGGGGGGAGGGGCUAUUAAGGGUGGCCAGUCAUAUUUCAUAUACCUGGCCAGAUAAAUAAUUAUCGUUCAAGUGAUUAUCACUGAAGUGAAAGAAGAGAGCCAACAGAGACACUACUAGAGGCAAACACACAGUCAGUUAACCAUUGUGAGAGACAGAGAAAGAGAGGUCGAGGUAGUACACUUCUUGUUGAGACUUUUCACUCAUAACUCACAGGAUCCAGCAUCCUAGCUGAGUCCAGACUGGAGCCAUGUCUCCAGUGAAGGAAAGCAAUGGUCUCGAAAAUGACACAUUUGCUGUGAAUUCAUGGGCAUUUCUGUGAGCUGAAGAAUGAUGGAGAGGGCUCCGACCUCUCUGAGGAGUAUGACAAGAACAAGCUGGCCUACUGUGUCACAGACGUCCCAGCCUUGGACCUAUGCAUAAUCCUGGGCAUCCAGCAUUUACUGACAGCGUUUGGGGGGAUCAUCGCCAUCCCUCUGAUCCUGUCUCAGGGUCUGUGUCUGCAGCACGAUGGCCUGACCCAGGGUCACCUCAUCAGCACCAUCUUCUUUGUGUCAGGCAUGUGCACCCUGCUGCAGGUCACCUUCGGAAUCAGACUGCCCAUUGUUCAGGGGGGUACCUUUGCCUUUCUAGCUCCCUCCAUGGCUAUGCUGUCAAUGCCAGAGUGGACAUGCCCUGCCUGGACCCAGAACGCUUCCCUGGUCAACACCACCUCUCCUGAGUACAUAGAUGUGUGGCAGAGCCGCAUGCGAGAGCUGCAGGGCUCCAUCAUGGUGGGCUCUUUGUUCCAGGUGCUGGUGGGUUUCUCUGGCCUCAUCGGUUUCUUCAUGCGUUUUAUUGGCCCCCUCACCAUCGCACCCACCAUCUCUCUGAUUGGCCUGUCCCUGUAUGACUCAGCUGGAAUGAGCGCAGGGAACCACUGGGGCAUCUCCACUAUGACGACUGCUCUGAUCAUCCUGUUCUCCCAGUACCUCCGACACAUCCCUGUACCAUUCCCCACAUACAACAAGACCAAGAAACUCCACACCUCCAGGAUCUACAUCUUCCAGCUUCUACCUGUGCUCCUUGGCAUCACACUGUCAUGGCUGAUCUGUUACAUCUUCACCAUCUCUAAUGUCCUGCCCUCAGAGCCGGAGCAGUACGGCUACCUGGCUCGCACAGACCUGAAGGGGGAUGUCAUAGGCCAGGCCCCCUGGUUCAGAUUCCCAUAUCCAGGUCAGUGGGGUUUGCCAACUGUGAGCCUGGCGGGAGUGGUAGGGAUCUUGGCUGGGGUGUUAUCCUCCAUGAUAGAGUCGGUGGGGGACUACCACGCCUGUGCCAGGCUAUCCGGGGCCCCUCCACCCCCUAAGCAUGCCAUCAACAGGGGCAUUGGCAUUGAGGGGAUUGGCUGUCUGCUGGCUGGGGCCUGGGGCACAGGCAACGGAACCACCUCCUAUAGUGAGAAUGUGGGUGCACUGGGCAUCACCAAGGUGGGCAGUCGCAUGGUGAUCGUUACUGGUGGGGUAUUGAUGAUCAUCAUGGGACUUUUCUGUAAAAUUGGAGCCAUUUUCACCACCAUCCCCACACCUGUGAUUGGAGGAAUGUUCUUGGUCAUGUUCGGGGUCAUAUCUGCAGCUGGAGUUUCAAAUCUGCAGUAUGCAGACAUGAACUCCUCCCGGAACGUGUUUAUCUUUGGAUUUUCCAUGUUUACCGGGCUUGUCAUUCCAAACUGGAUAUUCAAGAACCCAGAUGCCAUAGCAACAGGUGUGGUCGAGCUGGACCAACUGCUGCAGGUGCUUCUGACAACCAGCAUGUUUAUUGGAGGCUUCUUUGGGUUCUUCCUUGACAACACCAUUCCAGGCACCCUGCGGGAGCGGGGCAUCAUAGACUGGAACAAGAUCUCCCUUGAUGACUCCAGCAACACCUUGGAGAGCAGUGAGGUGUACAACCUUCCAUUUGGAAUUAGCUCUUGUCUCUCCUCCUUCUCCUGGGUUCGAUAUGUGCCAUUCCUCCCUCCAAAUGCACCAAGCUCACAGGACAAGGCCAAGGUGGACUCUUUGGCGACCAAGCAGCAGCCUGUGAAGCCAGAGCUUAUAAGAUCAGUGGCCCUAUGAACACUGUGCAGGACCAGACACUGGCUAAAACAACAACAAUACGAGAGCCAGCUCUCGUGACAUGGUCCUCCCGUUCUGUUCUAUUUCGGCUAAUAUUUUAUACUCAUAUCUUGUAAAGAUUUGAUUAUGCAUUUUAUAAAUUAACUUUUGGCAGGAAUAUUUUGGCAUUUGUGUGGUGUAAAUACAUUUUUGUUGUGAUACAUCUUUUUUUUACAGUAAAGUGUUGUAAAAUCUUUUUAAAAAAGAACACACUGUAUAGGCUGGGUUUCUGUACAGCACUUUGAGAUAUCAGCUGAUGUAAAAAGGGCUAUAUAAAUACAUUUGAUUUGAUUUGAAAUUUGAUUUGAUAUAAUAAUUUGACUAAAAUCACUUUCUAAAGAUUAAAAAAUAUAUAUAUCUGUAAAUAUACUGAUUUUUCAGAAUUAAAUGUCCAAGUGUGUUCAGGGUAGCACUAGUAAUAAACCUUUCCAAGAGUUUUAAAUAAUAACAAAAAUCUAAACUGCAAUUUGAUUAAAAUGUAUCUCAAACUGUAAUUUUGAUUCUGUGAUACAAUAGUACAAGGGUAGCCAAUGAAAUCAUUCUUGACACUACCUAUAAUGAUUAAUACAAACGUUUUGAGAAAUGGAGACCAAUGGAGCCCUGGAAAUGAAGACAACAAUAUGUAUCAGUAUAGUAUCAAUCCACAACAUAGAGCUAUCAUUUAUCUAUGAGGUUUUUCCUCAGCUGUCACUGUCCGGUCCUGCUUAAUGGCUCUGUACAAGCUGAGAAAGAACUCUGCCAGUGGUCAGCACAGUGCACUCAAAGUCCUCCAGGCGUAGGUGGCUCAUGUGAUUGGAAAGAUCAGAGGUCAGGAGACAGAUAUCCACAGAAAAUGUCUCACCUCAAAGAGUAGAUUUACAUCCUCUAUAGUGUUCUGAAAGGUGGGGUUCACCGUUGAUACCAUCUCUCUCUUCACUCUAACAGCUGAUGGGUAAAGGGCUGAAUGAGGGAGAGAGAGAAAGAAUUUUAACUAUUUUCUCCAAGUCUUGCCAAAGGUUUCAUCAUGUGAUGUGCUGCAGACCAUGUGGUUUGAACCAUAUUUAUUGCAUUUUAAGAUUUGUCUAGAAAAGGCUAAUAACAUACAGCGAACGUCAUACUCUAUAAAUGGGUUAUAAACAUAGUGUGUUAUUCUCACAGGGGAAAUACAAAGAAAUGGCUUGCUUUGUGUCACACUCCAAUUCAAGGAGUUGCCAAAUUGAAUGUGGUUUCUCCUCUUAGCCCUAUUAGUAAUACCUCAGUCUAUGUGAGGAUGUGAAAUUCUUUCUAUAUGAGUGAAUCUAGUGAAACAUUAUUCAUGUAAAAGGGGAGGUUGUCUUUAUGCUGUUUCAAUAAAAGUCAGCCAUGUCCAAA